Molecule: messenger RNA, 2230 nt
Organism: Effrenium voratum
Lineage: Eukaryota; Dinophyceae; Suessiales; Symbiodiniaceae
Source: the annotation of a GenBank genome assembly
GCCCGCACAUUCCAUUCUCAGAAUUGUCUCGGCAUGGGCGGCAUACGCACUUGCGGCUUGCCGCGGGAGCGUCCGCGACGCAAAGUGAGUGAUGACAGCAGUGAGUCCGCCGGAGGGAAGUAUGCAGUCCUUCUUCAGCUUGAUGCGGACCGCGCAGCAGCAGCUAUCCAAAGACUUGGCACAUCGCCAACUUCACGAUCUCUGCGCGACGCGCAUUCAGGCACUCUGGCGGCGUGCUGCCGCCCGAGUGCGCAUUGCCAAAGAGGUCGCAUGCAGGUAUCGGGAGCAGGUGCUGAGCAGGUGCUGCGCAAAUCUAACACCACGCCAGCAAGCGAAGGCUUUCGUGGCAGCUCGCAAUCACCAGAUCAAAUGCUUGCGCACAGAGGUGGCCAAAUUCAGUGGCAUCGCCUUCUAUCUUCACAGAAGGCAGCGUGAAGCACAGAUCCAGGAACACUUGGACAACGAGAAGCAUCGCUUGCGGGCCCUGCUGCUCAUACAGGCCUGGUGGAAAGGUUGUGUGGUCAGAGGAUUUGAGGCGGCGCAUCGCGCCAAGCAAGAAAGAGAUGAAAGGAGGAAAGCUAGCAAACAGCAGGAGUCCUCGCUGGCCUUCUUUUUCGACAAUGAGCCAAGGACCAUUCAGGAGAAGCCUAUGGCUGAAGACCAGAAGGAGACUUCAGAGGCUGGGUCCAGGUAUUGCGUACCAGUGAGGAGACUUAGUGAAGAUGCCAAUGGAUCUGCAUACCGAGCUCGGAUUCACCGACGGCCUCGUAGAGUUCACAUCUAUUUCUCUGACACUGGAGGUGGUCAUCGAGCAUCAGCUCUCUCUCUGGAGGCUGCUUUGCAGCGGCAGUAUGGCAACCAGGUGUCCAUAGAGCUUGUCGAUUUCAUGCGGACAGCUAUGCCUUGGCCACUGUCCCAGGCGCCAGAAACAUACCAGACAUUGGGGCACUUCCCAUCCGUCUAUAAGCGCGCUUGGGACUUUGACCAAGACAGCAACACUUGGCGAGACACCAGAAGUUAUCAGAUGAUGUGGAGUUACAGCAAGGAGUCCAUUCUGAAAUACUUCCAACAAUGGGCCUGUGAGUUAGAUCUCAUCAUCUCCGUCCAUCCAUUGAUUCACCAUUUGGUCGUGGAAGCAUUGGAGGAGAUGUCGACAGGUUCUGGCAUUCAGCGGGAGGACAUGGGUCUGCCAGUUGUGACAGUGGUCACAGAUCUAGGAUCUGCACAUUUGUCCUGGUUUGACCCGCGAAUCGACAUGCUGUUUGUGCCAAGCGAGGCGAUCUACCAACUUGCCAUCAAGCAUGGUGUGCCAAAAUCGAAAAUAAACCUUUGCGGUCUUCCCUUGCGUGAAGGCUUUUGGUGUGCGGAUCCAAUAGCCCCUGAACAAAAAUGUUGCCUUCAGGAGCAGUUGGGCCUACGACCCACAGAGAGACCUGAGGUUGUUCUCCUCAUGGGUGGAGGGGAAGGCUUUGGCCAGCUCAUGAAUGUGGCAUGUGCCAUUGGCGACAAGUUGGUUGGUCUUGGUUAUGGACAGCUGGUGGUUGUCUGCGGGAGGAAUGAGGAGGUGCGGAAAGCACUCUCAGAGCGACGUUGGAGUCCACGAAACUUUGGGGAGUGGCUUUUCGAGCCCUUGAUCCUGGGAUUCGUGAAGAACGUUGACCAGUACAUGACUGCUGCGGAUUGCCUAGUAACCAAGGCUGGUCCAGGCUCCAUUGCGGAGGCCUUGAUCAAAGGUUUGCCCUGCCUUUUGACUACCUUCAUCCCGGGGCAAGAGGAGGGUAACAUCAGCUUCGUCACUGAGAACGGCGCUGGUUCCUACGUCCCAGAUGAGGAGCCAGAGCAGGUGGCGGAAAAAAUCGCCGAAUGGCUUUCGGAUGAGGAGGCCAUGAAAAGGAUGUCUGAGAACGCGCGACGCCUGGCAAAGCCAGAUGCUGCAUUGGACAUCACUCGCAGGAUGUGCGAUAGCCUGCUUGAUCUUGGCAUCGAGCUUGACGAGGUAAAGCAAGGCCAAUUCGGAUCGCUGCGAAAGCACUUGAUGCAACGGAAGGAGACUGAAGGCAUAGGCGCAAACUGUGCGUUAUCGCCAUGCUGUGCUUCACUCGCAGGAACGGCGACAGUCUAAGCUUCGGGGCGAACCCUCUCAGGCUUCUGACAAAGAUGCAGAAGGCUCAUGAGACGCCUUUGCUCAGCAACUCGACGCACAAGUUGACAAUCUCCGCUCAAGUGCUAG